Triticum aestivum (bread wheat) is the source of this 1019-nucleotide messenger RNA. RefSeq lists its product as uncharacterized. Bases 211 to 756 code for a protein of 181 amino acids. The record is from RefSeq and is a predicted model, not a curated record. Lineage: Eukaryota; Viridiplantae; Streptophyta; Magnoliopsida; Poales; Poaceae. The transcript has 2 exons.
GAUGGUUUAUUUACUUGGGGCCGAAGAAGGUGCCGUUUGACCAUGGGGCGUCAGCAAAGUCCUGCUCCUGCUGCCGCUGUUGCUGCAGGCAGUGCAGAGCGAUUGGGGCCUCUCCAUUGCUUUGCUCUCUUUGUGAUCAUACACUACUCCUAGUCCAGAAGCAACCACCACGCCUCCCCAGUCCCCCAGUCCCCACCCCACCCCACCCACAUGAGCUCGGAAUCGGCGGCGAUGCGGAAAGAGUUGCGGCUGUGGCUCGAGCAGCGGGUCACCGGCGUGCUCGACUCCAUGGUGGAGCACCGGGACCGCCUCAACAUGCUGCGUCUGGCCGUCGGGAUGGGGAUUGGGGUGUGGGCGCCGCGCCAGGUGGACCUGCGGGUGCUGGUGGGGGCGCGGGUCACCAUCGACGAGGCGUGGGUCGCCGUCAGGGACUCCAUGGGGAGCCUGCGGGCGGCCCUCGCGCUGGCCGGCUCUCCCGACCGCCGGCUCGUCAUCUGGGUCGUCGGCAACGAGGCGCGGGACCACCUGGUGGACGCCAUCGACCGCGGGCGGGCGGUCCAGGGCCGGCUCAAGAGGGCUGACGCCCGGCUGCGCGCCAUGGCCUUCCUGUUCGCCGGCGACGCCACGCGGCCCGCCCUCCUCGCCGGCGACAUCGCCGUCGCGCGCGAGCACCUCGUCGGCGCCGUCCAGGCGUGGGACCAGAUGCCCAUGUCUCUCGAGUACGCGCUGCAGGGCCUCGCUCCGUUUCCUUUUUAGGGUGAUGGAUCCAUGACAAGCAGUCCAGUGGUGAGAAGGGAUCUUCCAAGUUCAUCAAAGAGGAUGGUUGGUUCAGUUUCCGGUUAUCUACUAGGCUACUACUUCAUUAAUUAUGCACUGAUUUUGGUCAAGUUUGGACUGGUCAGACUAAAAUACUGAUGUUAUCUUGAGUACUGUAGCUUCAUCAAUCAGGGGCAUUUAUCUUAUCUCUGUGAAAACAUGCUGCUGGUUUCAAUUAUGGCUAUGGGAGAAUGCAUGAUGGA